AUGCCAGGCAAAAGCAAGAGAGGAAAAGCCGGCAGGCGCAACAAUUCCGACUCCGCUGACGAAUCUGCGACGGAUACCGGCAGCUGCAUUUCGGACGCUCGCGACAACGUCCCGAGCGAGGCUAGUAACAACGAUAAAAACGACGUAGACGAGAAUUACGAGCAAGUCUCGUGCGAUGACGAUAUCGACGGGCUCACGUCCAAAUCCGCCCAGAGCCGAGUGUCUCACUACCUCAAGGUCGGCAAGUCUUUUACGGACAAAUGCGUGCCGGAUUUCAUCGAGGGGCGAAAGUUCACGCUCGCGGACGCCAUCGAGAGAAGCUUAAAAAAGGGCAGAGGUGAGGAACGAAGCGCCGCUGCCAAACUGAGUACCUUGAUGUGUGCUCAACUCGGCGAUUGCGCCGAGGACGUGUACAAAGAUCUCAAAGCGACGAUGAUGAAAAUUGCCAACGAUAACGCGGCCUCGAUCGCUGGCAGGACCGAGUGCUGCUGGUCUCUCGGCAUGAAUCAAUUUCUGUCCGGCAAAGAUCUCGGCGAAUUUCUCGAGUUGAGUCAGCUGUUGUCCAACGUAUUCGCUGGUUCUUAUCCGAAGGGAGACGAUGUCGUGGCAAAAGUUACACCCGAGCUCGCUGCACUUCACGCUUCCGCCGUUUCGUCUUGGACAUUGCUAUUGACCACGAUGAAUUCCGGUGCCGUAAAUAAUUUACUGAAGAGCGCACGAACGAAUACCUCCGUGCCGUCUCUCGAUCAGUUGAGCGGAUUGCUUCGAUCUCCUCAUUUGGACGUGCGCACGACAGCGGGCGAGGCAUUGGCCGUGAUCUUCGAGCUGGGACGAGGCCAUUCGGAUGAUUACGAGCGAGUCUGGGCCGAAGAAUUGGUCGAAACUUUGAAGGAAUUGGCCACCGAUUCGAGCAAGUCCAGGGCGAAGAAAGACAAGACCAUUCAGCGAGCUACCUUCAGAGAUAUUCUGCGCUACAUCGAGGAAGAUAUCGCUCCGGAAACUCGGAUUAGAUUUGGAAAAGAGACAUUACUCUUGAACGGUUGGUGCGCUCGCUCUCGAUACAAUGCUUUUUGCAGAUUACUCGGGCCCGGCAUCAACAUUCAUUUGGCUGAAAAUCAAGUGCUCAGAGAUGUGUUUGAUCUGGGCAAUAAAAUCAUUGCACCCGUUGAAGAUCCAGCAACGAAAGUCCCUAAACUUCAGAAAACUUUGGCGAAUGCUGCAGCUUUUAAGGCUCGCACAAAAUACAGAAACAAAUGCCGAAGCCAGCGCUCGGCUGAUUUGGACGCGGACGAAUUUUAA
Trichogramma pretiosum is the source of this 1299-nucleotide messenger RNA. RefSeq names its product interferon-related developmental regulator 1-like. Lineage: Eukaryota; Metazoa; Arthropoda; Insecta; Hymenoptera; Trichogrammatidae. The record is from RefSeq and is a predicted model, not a curated record. Bases 1 to 1299 code for a protein of 432 amino acids. The transcript has a single exon.